Molecule: messenger RNA, 5965 nt
Organism: Thalassophryne amazonica
Lineage: Eukaryota; Metazoa; Chordata; Actinopteri; Batrachoidiformes; Batrachoididae
Product: multiple PDZ domain protein
Exons: 45
Coding region: 91-5889 (1932 amino acids)
Molecular function (GO): protein binding
Source: RefSeq, a predicted model, not a curated record
UUUUGUUUUGGUUGCCAGGUGCCAGGCAGAGAAGAAUGACAAUUAUCUGAAGAAAAAGAGGCACAAAGACGUGUCACCUGUACAGCUACGAUGGAAAUCAUGGAUGCCCGGUGUGCCUUGGAGGCUGUGGAGAGGCUCCAAGUCAAACUGAAGGAGAGAGGAGAAGCCCAGGAGAAACUUUCUUUGUUAAAGCAGGUCCUGCAGAGCCCCCUGUUCCAUCAUAUCCUCAGUUUACAGCGAGAUCAGCCCCUGGCAAAAAGCUAUGAUGGGAAGAAAGUUUCCAAAUCCAUGUCCAUGAACUGCGGUCCAUGUCAGGGCGUGAAGCCGCUGAGCCACAGUGAGUCCUACACGUGGGCAAUGGAGAACCAAAGACCCAGGUCUCUUUGCAGAGACGGCAGUACCUCCUCUCUGAGCUCACAGGAGGUCUCUGACCUUUAUCCAGACAAUGGCAUUUAUGUUGAAUCUCAGUACUGCACUCCGCCUCGUAUCUCCAGGACAAUGUCGAUGGGGAGACACCUGUCUGCGAUCGCUCAUGAGAGGCGUCACAUAGAGAUGAUCGAGCUGGCCAAUGAUGGUAAGGGGCUUGGUUUUGGCAUCAUUGGAGGGCGAAGUACAGGAGUCAUCGUGAAGACGAUCCUUCCAGGAGGAGCUGCUGGACGGGACAAGCGCCUGCGGAGCGGGGAUCAGAUCCUGCGCAUUGGAGACACUGACCUGGUGGGCAUGAACAGUGAGCAGGUGGCACAGGUGCUGCGAAAUUCCGGCACUAAAGUCAAACUGCUCAUUGCCAGGGAUAUGACAAGAGACAACCACCUUUUGUCUCCCAUCCUCAGCCAGAACAGCUCAAACGGAAAGCUCACUGACUUGGACGAUGAUUAUGAGUUUCACGUGGAAUUCACUAAAAACAGCCGCGGCCUUGGCUUCACCAUCUCCAGUUAUGUAGGUGAUCUGAACUCAGUCUACAGUGCUGGCGUUAUGGUGAAAAACAUCGUAAAAGGAAGCACCGUAGAUCAGGACAGUUGCAUCCACAAUGGAGACAUCAUCCUGUCUGUGGAUGGGGUGAGCCUGCAGGGCUGCAGCGAGCAGCGGGCCAUGGAGGUGCUGACGAGGACGGGGCCACUGGUCAGACUGAAACUGCUGAGGAAAGCUGUUUAUCAGAGUCACAUCAUGCCUCCGGUUCCCCCUCUCCAGCCCCUCCGGCACUCACACAGCAUCCCUGAGGGCAAUCCCUACAAAGUGGGCCUGAACAAAACACAGGAAACAGGAAUUUGCUCUCUUCGUGAAAUCUCCAGGCGAGCUGCUUGCAGACGAUUCCGACACGAUUUCCAAAACGGAGUGAAACUGUCACCAGCUGAGGAGGAAGACCUGCGGAAGAGGUGGCAGCAUGCAGUCGGACCACGAUAUGAAGUUAUUGUGUGUCAGCUGGAACGUUUCAGCCAGACAAGCGGUCUGGGCAUCAGUCUGGAGGCUCGAGCAGGUCAUCACUACCUGUGCUCUGUCUUACCUGAGGGGCCCGUCGGUCAGUGCGGCAAGAUAUUUGCUGGAGACCAGAUAAUGGAGGUGAAUGGGAUCCCUCUUGUUGGAGAGACGCAUAAAGAGGUGGUCAACAUUCUGAAGGAGCUGCCGAUGUGCGUAUGCCUGGUGUGCUCUCGAAUCCUACCACCAACCCUCCUCGACAGCGAUGAGGAAGACGGCGACGAUGUCUGUCUCACUCUGAAAGAGCUGCUGGCUGAGUUCAAUGACAAGCUGGACCAGGGAUGUGUCAUUCCAUGCCCUACGGCGGAUGACAUCACCAAGCGUGGCGUGCCCCCCAUGUCACCUCCUUUGGCCAUGUGGGAAAGAGAGGCUCAAGUGAUCGAGCUGGAAAAAGGAGAAUCAGGACUCGGCUUCAGUAUCUUGGACUACCAGGAUCCAGAAGAUGCCACUAAAACAGUUCUGGUAAUUCGGUCCCUGGUGCCUGGAGGUGUCGCGGAUCGAGAUGGCCGUUUGCUUCCCGGUGAUCGACUCAUGUUUGUUAAUGAAACCGACCUGGAAGGUUCCAGCCUGGACUAUGCAGUCCAUGUCCUAAAGUCCACUGGCUAUGGUCCUGUAUACAUCGGUGUUGCCAAACCAUUACCACUGGAGCUGUGCGGUGGUUUAACGCCCAUCUCUGAGAGGAGCACGAGGGCGUCCUACGAUGACAACACCAGUCAGUCUCAGAUCAGCCUGCUAGCGGAAGCAGCGGAGGCUAACAGCGGCACCAAUACUUGCAACUUUGAGGACAACAGUGUUGUCCAGCCGUGUUGCACUGCAGCGGCACAUCAGCUGCAUCAGCGCUUUCGUAUCAUGGAGGAUAUCGACAUGCAGGAAGCUCCGCCUCUGCCACCUCCCACACGCUUCGAGAGGACAAUCACUGUUGUCCGGGGCAACCGUAGCCUUGGCAUGUCUGUGAGUGCUAUCAAGGAUGGCUCAGGUGUGCUGGUGCGCAGUGUGGCCCAGGGAGGUUGCAUCAGCCACGAUGGCAGGCUCGGGGCAGGGGACACUAUCUUGGCCAUCAACGGAGAACCAACCACAAAUCUGACCAUGGCCAAGGUCAGGGCCAUGCUCCGCCGCCACUCAGUUAUAGGUCCAGAGCUGAGGAUAACCUACGUCCCGGCCCAUCAGGUGGACGAGUACCGUACUUGUCUAUGUUUGCCACCUUUGGCGUCCAUCGCAGCAGACAGUGACCCUUCCUCGCCCACGCUGCCAACACCUUCUCCAGAGCCACCGUCACCCCGAUCGGCCAGUCAACUCCAAACCUCAGCUUCAACGUUGGAUUCGCUCACUGUCAAAGCGUCUUCUUCAUUCAAAUUUAAAGCUGCUGCUUUAGAUCCCACCACAGCCGGUGUGUCUGCAUUUUCUAAAGUCCCGACCAUCAACCCAGCUUCUGACUCAAGAGUUAUGGAAACUGACUUUGUAGGUGAGGGACGUUUUACUGAUCUUGACUUUGUGAAAAAUGCUGUGAUCUUUACAGAACCAGUGGAUGCUCUGAUUGCAGCUCUUCAGAAGAAGGAAGAAGCAAAUGAAGAUGGACAUACUCUGGAGGAGAAAAAGGAUAAGAAUAGCACAGGUGGAAUUGUACCAAAGCUGGAGGUGGAUGGAAAAGAAGAGGUAGAAGAUGGGUUCCAUUCUCAUGCCAUUGUGUCGUGGGAUCAUCCGAGAAGCGUGCAGUUGAUGCGAGCAGCCGGCCAGUCCCUGGGUAUCAGCAUAAUGGGUGGCAGAGGUAUGGGCCGCAGACUAAGCAGUGGAGAGAUGAUGAGGGGAGUCUUCAUCAAACACAUCAGCCCCGACAGCCCAGCAGCACAUAACGGCACCCUCCGGCCCGGAGACAGGAUACUUGAAGUGUGUGGUGUGGAUCUACGACAUGCAAGCCAUGAGCAGGCGGUGGAAGCCAUCCGCAGUGCUGGAGACACUGUGAUGUUCCUGAUCCAGUCUGGACAAGACAAAAUGGAGUCGCUGAUGUGCUCCAGCCACGACAGACUAACUCCUUCACCAUUGACCAAUGCCCACAGGAGCAGCAGUAAUAAGGAAGCAGAGGUUCCCAGCGGUCUGUUCGUUAACCUCUCCCCUACAAACCCCUUCACUCCCAUUCCCUUUAAGGUACCAUCGCCAACACUAAAAAGGAAGGAUCAGAGAAGCCCCAUAACUGUUAAGACAGCAGUCACGGUGACAGCGGAAGAUGAGGAUGAUGGCAGCAGAAAAAAGAUGCUGGAGCGUUAUGGCACCCUGUCAGGGAAACUCCACAUGAUUGAGCUGGAGAAGCACCCUGAUGCCCACAGUCUGGGAAUCGCUCUCACAGGAAACAAAGAUGGUUCUCGUGCCCGUAUGAGCAUCUAUGUGGAAGAUAUAGACCCUCACGGACCAGCUGGGCAGGAUGGGAGAAUCAGGGUUGGGGAUGAGCUCCUGGAGAUCAAUGGUCAGAUCUUAUACGGCAGGAGCCACCAGAAUGCCACCACCAUCAUUAAUAAUGUUCCCUCUAAAGUCAAGAUCAUUCUCAUCAGGAAUAAAGAAACUCUGGAUGAAAUGAGCCAAAGACCCACAGCCGAGAGCCGAGACACAAUAGACUCAAAGCCCAACUCUGCAGAGCAUGACAGAUUACCCUCAGACCUCCAGCAUAUCGUCCUACCUCAGGAUCAUGUUGGUCUUGGUCUCUGCCUGGCGGAAGAGGAUUCAAAGGAAGGUGUUGUGGUCAGGUCCCUGAUUCAGCAUGGCACUGCCAGUAAGGAUGACAGGAUAAAGGUCGGGGACAGGAUUGUAGCAGUCGGUGAUGAAGCUGUGGCUGGGCUGUCGGUGGAAAAGGUGUCCGAUUUGUUCCUCAAACACAGAGUGACUGUCAAGCUCUCCAUUAGCCGCUCCUCCUCUUCCUCGCAGAGUAUUCCUACCUCUUCUUCUUCUUCCUGCUCUCUCUCUCCUGCUUCCACGCUACCUCGACCCAUCUGCUCCCCUUCAUCAUCAUCAUCCCUCAGCACCGUGGAUACUUCUCCUGCCAGACGGUCUGAUUUGCUUGGGUUCCUGUCUGCUGCUUCGGACCCGUUAAGCUGCCCAGUGGUGGCCGGCGCAGAAAGCACCAUCGAGAUUUUUAAAGGAAACCUUGGCCUGGGCCUCAGCAUCGUGGGAGGAUGCGACACUCUGCUGGGGGCAGUAAUAAUCCAUGAAGUGAAUUAUGGAGGAGCCGCUCAGAGAGAUGGAAGGCUGCAGGCUGGAGACCAGAUAUUAGAGGUAAAUGGUAUCGACAUGCGACAGGCCACGCAUGACGAGGCCAUCGCAGUGCUGCGGCUCACCACCCAGCGUGUUCGUCUCUGUGUGUUUCGGCACAAGGAGGCGUACCGGGAGGAGGACUUGUGGGACGUCUUCAGCGUGGAGCUGAAGCCUCGUCCCAAACAGGAGCUGGGGUUUACCACUGUGGGAAAGAGUAAUGACACGGGCAUCUUCGUGUCAGAUAUCAUCAAAGGAGGUGCUGCAGAUUCCGAUGGGAGGUUGUUGCUAGGUGACCAGAUUCUGUCAAUCAAUGGGAAUGAUGUGCGUGCUGCAUCACAGGAACAUGCCGAGAAGCUGCUGCAGAGCUUCGCCGGAGCGGUCCACCUCGAGGUCGCUCGUUUCAAAGCGGGCCUGCAGUACCCACAGCGGAGCCAGAGCGAUGACUCCGAUUGUUCCACGCUGACCCCCUCCAGUGGGUGUGAUGCUUCCCUCGAACGCCAGAGGGAGACAGAGAAAGCUGGGAGCUGCACUGUAUGUCAAGUGCAACCGGAUGCCAGAAAAGUAAUCAUGCAGAAGGGUCCAUCUGAUUCCCUGGGCAUCAGCGUGGCAGGAGGAGUGGGCAGUCCACAUGGCAGCACACCUGUUUUUAUUACUGCCAUGGAUACCAGAGGACUGGCUGCCCAAUCAAAGCAGUUACAGAUUGGAGACAGGAUUGUGAGUAUCAAUGAUGUGUCCACAGAGGGGAUGACUCAGCCCCAUGCCGAAGCGCUGCUGAAAAAAAACGGAACAAUCAGUCUGCAGGUGACAGCAGGUGCUGGAGGAUGCAGCACACAGAAUCACUGUGAAGUGUAUGCCCAGUCAUCACUCCCACCCAGCAACCUGCCGUGUUUUCACAACAAUCUCUGUACUCGUACAUACAAGACCAUAACUCUGGAGAGGGGUUCCUCUGGCCUGGGCUUCAGCAUCGUAGGAGGGUUUGGCAGCCCUCAUGGAGACCUACCGAUCUACAUCAAAACUGUCUUCAACAGGGGAGCAGCCGUAGAGGACGGCAGUCUGAAACGCGGCGAUCAGAUCAUUGCUGUGAACGGCCACUGUCUGGAGGGCGUGACUCAUGCCGAAGCAGUGGAUAUCCUCAAGAGGACCAAAGGGACCGUCAUCCUGACAGUGCUCUCCUGAAACACGGCCCUUAAAAUUUACAGUCGUACAGCUUCACACAGAUGUGGGAAAAGUAAGAUCACUGCCACUACAGUGA